AUGUCUUAUAAUUCAAGAAUUGAAACAUUAAGCCGUCAUUUGAGCAACGCUAAUGAAACCGACUAUGUUUUAUCUUCACAACCAACUGGAGCAUCAGUAAACUCAGGAGAUGAUGUUGUUAUUGUUGCACCAUUCCGUACUGCUAUUGGUAAGGCAAAGAGAGGUGGAUUCAAGGAGACUUCACCAGAUGAUAUGUUGGCACCAGUCAUUCAACACAUUCUAAAGACAACCGGUAUCAACCCAGCUUUGAUCGGUGAUGUAGUUAUGGGUAGCGUUCUUCCAAGAUCAUCACAGGGUGCCACUGAGAUUCGUGUUGCCAGUUUGAUCGGUGGUGUUCCAAAGGAAGUUCCAUGUAUGACCGUCAACAGACAAUGUUCAUCCGGUUUGCAAGCUAUUGCCAACUGUGCUGCCGCCGUCAAGGCCGGUAUGUACGAAGUCGGUUUGGCCGGUGGUGUCGAAUCGAUGAGUUUGAAUCCAAUGGCCUGGGAAGGUCAAUUCAACGAGGUCGCCAUGAACGAUCCAGUUGCCAGCGGUUGCUACAACACUAUGGGACAGACAUCGGAGAAUGUCGCCGAGCGUUUCAACAUCUCGAGAAAGGAACAAGACGAAUUCGCUGUUGCCUCUCACAAGAAGGCCGGUGCUGCCCAGAAAGCCGGUAAGUUUGUCGACGAGAUCGUCCCAGUCACCGUGAAGACCGAGGACGGAAAGACCGUUGUCAUCUCAAAGGACGAAGGUAUCCGUGAGCAAACCACCCUUGCCGAUCUCACCAAGUUGAAGCCAGCUUUCAAGCCAGAGGGAUCUACCACCGCCGGUAAUGCCUCGCAACUCAGUGACGGUGCCGCCGCUUGUCUCGUCAUGAAGCGUUCAACCGCCCAACGUUUGGGAUUGAAGCCCGCCUUGGUUCUCCGUUCAUUCGCCGCUGUCGGUGUCGAGCCAGCCAUCAUGGGUAUUGGUCCCGCCGCUGCCAUUCCAGCCGCCAUCAAGAUGGCCGGUCUCCAAAUCAGCGACAUCGACGUCUUUGAAAUCAAUGAGGCAUUCGCUUCACAAGCAUUCUACAGCAUCAAGCACUUGAACAUCCCAAUGGAGAAGGUCAAUCCAAACGGUGGUGGUAUCGCUCUCGGUCAUCCACUCGGUUGCACCGGUGCUCGUAUGACUGCUACCCUCUACAAUGAACUCAAGCGUCGUAACGCCAAGUACGGUAUCGUCUCUAUGUGUAUCGGUACUGGUAUGGGUGCUGCAGCUGUCUAUGAACUUGCUUAA
Molecule: messenger RNA, 1260 nt
Organism: Heterostelium album PN500
Lineage: Eukaryota; Evosea; Eumycetozoa; Acytosteliales; Acytosteliaceae
Product: acetyl-CoA C-acyltransferase
Exons: 2
Coding region: 1-1260 (419 amino acids)
Biological process (GO): fatty acid beta-oxidation; phenylacetate catabolic process
Cellular component (GO): peroxisome
Molecular function (GO): acetyl-CoA C-acyltransferase activity
Source: RefSeq, a predicted model, not a curated record